AUGAAGGUGAAAACUUCGCCCCCGGUGUCGCCCAUGAAGGAGGUGUUUCACUCCCCGGACGACACCAGCAACGUUGAUCUGCCUGGAGUUUUUGCGCCGUCCGUGUUGUCUUCAGCCGCUGUUCCUCCAGGGCGAGCCGGGGAGGACGAGAGUAAGACCACAACUGAUGGAAGAUUAAAUCAAGAGGAGCAGCUUACUGUGAGGAAAAAUCCCCCCUCCCCAUGUCGAAAACGAAAUCUGUGAUGCUGUAUUUGAGUACACAAAUCGACGGGCAUUCUUGGCAGAAGGCGGAGAGACGCAGCUGUGGCCUGAAGACCUGCAAGCAGUUUGUCAUGCUGUUUCUUCCUUCCAGUUGUCUCCUGUCAUGCUCAAGAUGCAAGGUUGAUUUCCCACGCCAGCCACCAUGACAGUCCGCAUCUUUUGCCUUCUAGCAUGACAACGUGAAGAACAAGACUCGUGGUCGCCAUUAAUGCUACACAAGUCAAAGUCUCCAUUUCAGUAUGGGUAGGGGGGAUACAGUUUCGUUUUGAUACAGCAGCAGCCCUUCACCCCGCAGUCGGGUCUGAUGGGUGUGGCAAGCAAGGAGAGCAAGGAAACCUCCGGUACUGAAGAUCGCAGCAAGUUCAGUCCGAAAGCAAGACCACCCGGAAGUAGUAGUAGUAGAACCGCGUGGGGUACUCCUACUACUGCCCAACAAGACCACAAAAGCGCGGAACAAGCAGGAGAUCGGGAGCCGCCUAGAGCAAGUAGUCCACCAAAUAAAAGCUCAUCCUCUCCUGCUGGCGGACCCACAAAAAAUGCUGGGGCGGUAAACACGGUUGUACUAGCUUCUACUAAAGCUGCAUCUUCACCAGGAUCUUCUUC
Molecule: messenger RNA, 864 nt
Organism: Amoebophrya sp. A120
Lineage: Eukaryota; Dinophyceae; Syndiniales; Amoebophryaceae
Source: the annotation of a GenBank genome assembly